UUUCGUUGAAGAAAUGAUCCAACUAUUAGAACCAUUUGAAGCUUUAACACGACGAUUAUCAGGUGCCAAAUAUCCAACACUUAACCUAGUACAUCCAUGUAUAUAUACGUUAAAGCAAAUGUUUGCUCCAAAAAUUGAUCAAAAUGAAACCGUUGAUAGUUAUAUGGAUCUUAUCUAUGGUCCUUUAAUACAAGAUGAUAUAUUAGAGAGUGCUGAAGAUAAUGAUGAUUCAAGUUCCACAAGUGAUGAUAAUGAUAUUCCAACUGCUGGAAAUCAAUGA
Messenger RNA from Cetraspora pellucida, 280 nucleotides. Lineage: Eukaryota; Fungi; Glomeromycota; Glomeromycetes; Diversisporales; Gigasporaceae. The record is from the annotation of a GenBank genome assembly.